Messenger RNA from Heterocephalus glaber (naked mole-rat), 5842 nucleotides. The record is from RefSeq and is a predicted model, not a curated record. NCBI's taxonomy places the organism in Eukaryota, Metazoa, Chordata, Mammalia, Rodentia, Bathyergidae.
GCGCUAUAACUGCGGGCCUCUGCACGCAGCCGCAGGCUCGCAGAGACGCGCGCCUGAGCCCGGAAAAUGGACUUCGCGUGCCUGUGGCUAGCGCUUCUGCUGCCUUUGGUAGCGGCGCUGGAUUUCAGAUACCACCACCAGGAAGGGAUGGAAGAGUUUUUGAAGAGUGUUGCCCAAAACUACAGUUCUAUCACUCACUUACACAGCAUUGGGAAGUCUGUGGAAGGUAGAAACCUGUGGGUCCUUGUUGUGGGUCGAUUUCCCAAGGAGCACAGAGUUGGGAUUCCAGAAUUCAAAUACGUGGCAAAUAUGCAUGGAGAUGAGACUGUCGGCCGGGAACUGCUACUCCAUCUAAUUGACUAUCUCGUAACCAGACAUGGGAAAGAUCUUGAAAUUACAAAUCUAAUCAACAGUACCCGGAUACACAUUAUGCCUUCAAUGAACCCAGAUGGAUUUGAAGCUGUCUGGAAGCCUGACUGUUAUUAUAGUAAUGGCAGGGAAAAUUAUAACCAAUAUGACCUGAAUAGAAAUUUCCCUGAUGCUUUUGAAUAUAAUAACGUAUCAAGACAGCCUGAAACUCAAGCAGUCAUGAAGUGGCUGAAAUCGGAGACGUUUGUCCUCUCUGCAAACCUGCAUGGUGGCGCCCUGGUAGCCAGUUACCCGUUUGAUAAUGGUGCUCCAGUCAAUCAAAUGGUCUUGGUUUGUCUUUCAAAUGUAGCAACUGGAACCUCACACUCACGAAGCUUAACUCCUGAUGAUGAUGUUUUCCAACACCUUGCACAUACCUACGCUUCGAGAAAUCCCAACAUGACAAAACCAGAUCAGUGUAAAAAUAAAAUGAACUUUCAUAAUGGAGUUACAAAUGGAUACUCCUGGUAUCCACUCCAAGGUGGAAUGCAAGAUUACAACUACGUCUGGGCCCAGUGUUUUGAAAUUACACUAGAGCUGUCAUGCUGUAAAUAUCCUCGUGAGGAGAAGCUUCCGUACUUCUGGAAUGAUAAUAAAGUCUCAUUAAUUGAAUAUAUAAAACAAGUGCACCUAGGUAUAAAGGGUCAAGUUUUUGAUCAGAAUAGAAAUCCAUUACCCAAUGUAAUUGUGGAAGUCCAAGACAGAAAACAUAUUUGCCCAUUUAAAACCAACAAAUACGGAGAAUAUUAUCUACUUCUCUUGCCCGGAUCCUAUGAAAUAAAUGUUACAGUCCCUGGACAUGAGCCACACCUCACAAAGGUGGUUAUUCCAGAGAAAUCCCAGCACUUUAGUGCUCUUAAAAAGGAUUUUGUACUUCCAUUUCAAGGGCAGUUGGGUUCUCUCCCAAUACCAAAUCCGUCAUGCCCAAUGAUUCCUCUGUACAAAAUGUCACCAAGCCACUCAGCUACAACAAAGCCCAGUUUGUUCCUAUUUUUACUGACUCUUUUGCACAUAUUUUUCAAAUAAAUUGUGAAACUCCACUCUCGUCACCACCUGGAAUCAGGGAUUGCUCACUCCAGGUUACUGCAACUCUAACUCCCACUUGUGAGACCUCAACUGGAUAAGAAGAGAAUGGACGUCUCCAGAUCCUGCAAUGAGCAAUAUGUGGCGAUAAUGAAAGGAAAUGAUUCAGUCCUUGAUGAUGAAUGGAAGACACCUACCUGUCAAGCACUGCCUACUUAAACACUUAAAUUAAUCCUGAAGUCUUAGAAAUUUAUAAGAAGUUAAACUUGAGAAGCAAAGCAGAAGUUCUUUUAAAAAGAAAAGAAAAUAAGGAGCUAAACCAGGCAUGGUGAUGUAUCCCUAUAAUGCCAGCUGUGUACUCAGAAGACUGAGGCAAGGGGGGAUCACAAGUUCAAGUCCAACCUGGGCAACUUAACAAGACCCUGUCUCAAAAUUAAAAAAAGAAAAGAGUUGGGGAUCUAGUUCCCUGGGUUCAAUCCCUAGUACUCCUUCAAAAAAACUAAUUUUAUAUGCAAAGAGUCAGGUGAAUAUGAGUAACAAAGAUGAACAUUUAUUGAUCACCUACUAUGUACAAGAUCUUGCCAUCAUGAGUGCUAUCUAUGAAGAGAUAGUGCUGUAUGUAAUUGGUUUUCCAGAAAGAAAGAAAUGAUCAUAGGACUUUAAAAUAUAUAGUUUUAAGGAGAUAUGAGAGAAAUCAGGCAAACAGGUGUCAGUGACCCAAGAAAAUAGGGCCCUGAUGUGAUGACAAGGUUUUAUCUACACCAACAGUCAAAGAAGUCUCUCUCCCUCCAAAACCAGUGUCCUUGCCUUACUGCAGUUGGAUGUCACCAUCGUUUUUGAUGAGGAACCUCCCUAGUCUAACGAGAGUAACUCUAGCUUCUUGCCUGAGCUUCAGACUCAUGUCCCACUGCCCCACGAGAUAUACUUCACACUCAUCACGUUGCAAAUGGAGCUUGAUUUUCCCUCAAGAGCUUUUAGUGCUAUAUCCUCUAUAUCAGUUAUUGGUACCACCAUGCUAGAAAUCUGAGAAUCCUCAAUACUACCUCUUUCUUCUUUAUCAUGUGUUCAGUCACUAAGGAUUGGUUAUAAAUACUAAUUCUGCCCUCUUCUUCACGGCCUUUAGCACUGCAGUUUAGGCUCUCGUACUUCACCUGCACCACAACAGUUAAACUUCUCUCUUGCUCCCAGCCGCCUCCAUCCUCCGCACAGUCUUGGGGGCUACUUAAAAAUCAACAACCAACUGCUAUUACCUAAACACAUGACAUGCUUUUUGUGUUUUCUUUAUCUGGAAUGCCAUUCUGAGUCACUUUUUUUUUUUUUUUUUGUACCGGGGAUCAAACUCAGGACCUUGCGUUUUUGAGGCAGGCGGCAGCACCACUGAGCUAAAUCCCAGGCCCUGAUUCACUACAUUUUCCACUGUUACAUUAAAACUCCUUUCAAAUAUCAACUCCAACAGGAUGCCUUAACCAUCAUCCCAUUCAACACCAUUCCACCCCUUCCCAGCCCAUCUGGGCUUCAAGGCCCUUUCUCUUUUCUCCUCAGAAUAACCUGGUUCUCUCUUACUGGAUGUACAACACCGUACUACAACUGCCUACUUCAUAUGUGCCUCUCCAAUACAGUCUGAGUUCUUUGAGGUCAUGGUCUACUUGUUUGAAAAAUUCAUUUUUAUAUCCUUAGAGCCUAGCACAAAGCAGUUCAGAGGACAACCUGCUACUCUUAGACCCUUUCAGAAACUGUAUGGCUUUGAGAUUUUUUGUGAAAGCAGGUCUUAAAUUUUGGCAGUCUGAUACUCACUAGUACCCUGACAGACGCAUGUUUCCAUAUAGCAAGAAAAAAGCUCCAAAUGCAGUGUUUUUCUUCCAUAUAAGUGCAUUUACUUCCAUACUUAUCAUAAGGUUUGUUGUAAAGUAUUGUUAGCUGGUAAUAGCAUGCCACUUUUUUAUCAGAAAAAAAUACUAUAUCAUUAGUACUCAUUUGAACCUACCAUUCUCUACUGUGAAAGUUAACCUAUCUUAAAAUAUUGUGUGUAAGAAUGAAAGGCAUGGGCUGGGGAUUUAGCUCAGUGGCACCACACCUGCCUCACAAGCGCAAGGUCCUGAGUUCAAUCCCCAGUACCAAAAAGAAUGAAAGGCAGAGGGGAAGGACCAAACAGAAAAACAAUGGCAGCUCUUGUAGGCAGAUUCCUAAGUGCUGUAUAUCAUUAUGAAAAAUGAGUUGUCUUGCUUAUUUUAAAUUGUAUCUGAAUAUGAAACCACACUGAUCUUGACAGCUUGAGAACCCACAAAGGGCGGAGGAGACCUUGGUUUUUAGGUGCCAUUUCUGCCAAACUUACUCUACAUGCACAAAUCAUACCUGUUAUCAACAGUAUUUGUCUUUUUUAAUUUAUAAAAUCUGGUAAUAUCCUGAAUGUCUUUACCAUUUGUAUUUAAGCAAUAACUUAUUAAAUAAUUGAAAGUAUAUGUUAAUAUAAUAAUGCAGAAAAUUAUAUUGGUAUAUUAAAUAUAAAAGUGUAUAAGAAUAGACUUGAUUUACCAUCAAGCCCUAAACCAGUGAUGGUGAACCUUUUAGAGCUUUCAGUAACAAACAGCCUGCUGUGGAAUGCAUGCUAUAGAUUCUCCACCACUGCCCUAAACAAUUUUUCUAUUGAGAACUCAGAGUUCUAACUUUUUUCUAAGACAGCAGUUUUUAAAGGUACAUGAACUGAAAUUUGAAUUGGUUCAUGAGCUUAAUGUAAAUUUGUUACUGGAAGUGGGGUUUUUUUGGUACCAGGGACCGAACUCAGGACCUUGUGCUUGCACAGCAUGCGGUGAAACCACUGAGCUAAAUCCCCGGCCCAACUGGAAGUGUUUUUAAAAUCAGAAAUUUGUAUCAAAAUAAAAUUUUAAAUCAUUUAAAGGCAAACAGGGCUGAGGGUGUGGCUCAGUGGAACAUAUGCUUAGCCUGUGUGAUGCCCUGAGUGCAAUCUCCAGCACAUUUGCACACACACACAGAUAAAAUACAAUCAUGAAAUUCUGUGGUCAAACCAAGCCCCAAACGUCCCUGCCUAACACCUUUCCCAGUCUAUUCCACCCUCUUAGACUGAUUCCUUCUCAAGCUCUAAAUUCAAUUACAGUGGCAUCUCAGUUCACAAAUUUAAUUUGUUUCACUAUUUCGGAAAAGACGGCCAUGUUUAUGUUUGUGUGUGGGAAAGAAGGCUGUGGUCGUUUUUUGUCACCCAAAGUAGAGUUUGCAGACAAAAAAUUUUGCCAAACGCUUUUAUGAACCAAAUUGUUCUCAAAAGAGUUUGAACUGAGGUAGCACUGUAUAAUCCUUUUUACAGAAAAACCAACAUUAUAAAGGUUUUCAAGGUAAGAAAAAAAGCAGAAGUAACAAUAGAUGGCAGGAACCCUGGGUUCAAAUCCACUGCACAUUUAGUUUCCUUAUCUGUAAAAUGAAGACCCCCUUGGUUAGAAACAGAAGAGACCACAUUUUGGUGCUUUUCCAGGUGAAGGAAGGAUAAUUAAUAUUCAGAUUAAUAUUUUGAAGAUUAUAAUACACCUUAUUAAAGGCCAGUACUUCUGCGUCAGUUAUAAACUAUUGAUCUAAAAACAAAAAUUUUGGUUAGCAAGACUGAGCAACUAAUAUUGAAGGAAGUUUUGAUGAAGUGAAAUGAGCAAUGCUAACCUGAUUCUAAAUGUGUGAAGUAUUUUAGAGAAAUGUUAAGUCUGUACAGACAAGUGUCAGUGUUGAUUUUGGUGCUUAUCACAUUCAGAGAAGCUGCUAGUUGUAUCAGAAAUGUUAAAACCUCAACAUUUCUGAAAGUAUAAGUCAGUGUUGUGUUUUGUUACAGAAGCAAAUUUGCAUUUGUAAUGUUUCUGAAAACAGUGUAAGUUACAUUUAUGUAUAAAAAGUAUACAUAUCUGAUGCUGGAUUCAAAGUACCUUCUAGGGAACCCAAAAAUAUAAGAAUGGCAUACUGCCUUAUUGCAACAGGAUAAGUUAGUUACUGAGAAAUUUGGUUCUUAAGCAGUGAUAAUAUGGUUGGAGUUUAUGUUAUGACAGAUUACUUGUAUCCUCCUGACUUCAGGUGGCAGGAAAGGAAGAUGAUGGUCCUACUGGGUAAAGAGCACAAAGAGUUCCUAAUAUCUAAAGUAGAAAUCUGCAUGUUAUAAACUUUGUUAUAUCACUAAUAAGUAGAUAUUAUACUGUAUUGUUCACAAACCAUUUUAUCAUUUUAGAUUUGAACUAUUCUAACCUUUUAUAGAGGUUACAUGGAUAAUUUUACAAGUUCUCUCAGUGACUUUCUUUUAUAAUUAAGAACUUACUAAAAUGAAUUGUCUCUACUAAAGUUUAUUGGGGAGGAGCCAUGACUACCUCUGAGUUUAGUAAAUCUAGGACUUCUGAUUAUCAAUAAAAAAUACUCAUACAGUAAA